AUGAUGGCGGACCGCAGGGAGACAGAUGCGCAGUUCCAGCGCGGGGAAGGGCGUUUCAAGGACACGGAAGAAGCCUUGAAUAACUUGCUUUCGAAAAUCGACGAUGCCGCGGCCGGCCUGCACGCCAGCGGCCGCACCGAGCUCUCGAAGACGUGCUCCGAGAUCUUCCGGGAGGUUGCGCUGGCGCGGUCGGAGUCCCAGAAGAUGCGCGCGGCGAUGCAGGCCAUGACGUCGGUCGCCCCAGACCAGCUCGAGGACAACGCGGAGAGACUCUUCGUAGAGUUCACGGAGAAGCGCAAGCACGUCGGCGCCGAGGACUGCCUGAACGAGGUUGAGGCCCAUGAAGGAGCUAUCUGGUACAUAAGCAACCCGAACGAGGCGUUCCCGGGGGUCCAAGGCAUGGACGACGUCCGCGCGUUGAUUCCCGGCGCGGCGGGCCGCCAGCCCGAGGAGGAGGACGACGACAUGAUGGUGACGCAGGCCCCCGCGGGCGCCGGCACCUACCUCAACCGGGCGUGCCCGAUCUCCGGUUCGGCGCUGAACGACAUCCGGGAGCCCGUCGUGGACGGGCACGGCUACGUGUUCGAGAAGAAGGACGUCGUCGACUACAUCCGCAACGAACUGCGGCACAAGGGGCGGUGCGGGCACCCGGUGGCCUGUGUGUCUGGGGGGCUGGUCUUGGAGGACCUGAAGCCUGCGCACAAGCUCAUGGCGCGCCUGCACGCCAAGGAGCUGCAGCAGCGGUGGGGCGCCGGGGCGUGA
Molecule: messenger RNA, 762 nt
Organism: Pedinophyceae sp. YPF-701
Lineage: Eukaryota; Viridiplantae; Chlorophyta; Pedinophyceae
Source: the annotation of a GenBank genome assembly